CGAAUCUUGACACUGGCCACAGUGGCCAUGCUGCGGCGAAGAGCGCUCGUCGUUGUGCUCACGGGCCUCGCCAGCAGCGUCAAUGCCGCGUACGACGUCAUUGUCAUUGGCAGCGGUCCCGGCGGCCUCGUCGCGGCCGAGUACCUGACGCGCGAUCCGGACGUCCAGCUCUUGUUGCUCGAAGCCGGCGGGCCUUCAGUGCGCGCGACGGGUGGCAACGACGUGCCAUCGUACGCCGCCACCGCCGGACUCACGCGCUUUGAUAUCCCCGGCGAGUACACGAGCGUGGCCUUUCAGCCCAGCAGCGUGUAUCGUCCCGACUGGAUCGCAUCGCCAGCGACGUACAUUGGCAAGGUCGUUGGCGGCUCGUCGUCGCUCAAUGGGAUGCUCUACUUCCGCCCCUCGGACGAUUACGUUGCGAGUGCUUCGUGGCCCAACGACAUCGCCGAGGUCCAAGCCGGCUUUGCAGCGAUUGAAGCCCACUUCAACUACACGUCGACGCCCUCGACCGACAAGAAGCGGUACCUUCAGGAAGCUUACACGAUCCUCGCCAGCAGCUUCUCGGCGCACGGCUUUAGCGAAAAACCGGAUCUCAACGCAGUCGCCGCGCGCAAUCGCAAGGCCAAGACGUUCGGGCACCCGCCGUUCGCGAUCAACGACGGCCUGCGCGCGUCGCCAGCCGCCACGCUCGUCGCCACGCUCAACGGUCGCCCCAAUUUUACACUCCGCACGUUUGCUACGGUGCAGCACAUUGUACAUGUCUCGGGUACGGCCUCCAGUGUGGUGUACAUGACAUCGUCGGGGCAAGCUACCGCGGCCCUCACGUCGCGGGGUGUCGUCCUAUUGGCGGCCGGCGCGCUCAGCACCCCCAAAGUACUCAUCCAGAGCAACAUUGGUCCGCGCGCGCAGCUGACGCUUCUUCACAUGACGCCGUCAUUGGUACGAGACGCGGUGACGCAGGACGCAUCGACGUGGGUGCUCAACGAGAACGUCGGCGGCUCGCUCUUUGACACGGCCGAAGUGAUGCUGACACUCGAUCACCCGGAGAUGGUCACAUACACGCACGGAUCCCCGAGCGCGAGCGAGCUCUCGCUCUUUCUUUUGCAGCGAUCGGGGCCGUACGCCAGUCCCGACCCCGUGUUCAUCGGGUAUGACGACGUGCUCAUCAACGGUCGGCGCUACGAGUGCCAAAUCACCGGCUUUUGCCACGGCUUCCAGAGUGGCGCUUCGUCCACCAACUAUGGUCUUGCGAUAUAUCUCAACAACCCACAGUCGCGCGACGCGGCGGCGUUCGCACCGGACGGAGCGUGGCGCGGCGACAGCGCCAAGUCGCUGUACCUCAGGAUCGCUGACGACGCAGCCGCCCUCGGCCAGUGUACGACCAACGUCCUUGCAAUGCUGUCGCAAGCCAACUCGACGCCGGUCGUGCCGGAUACCAAGGCCAAUGUCUCGCAGUGGACGACGACGCACGUGGCCGGGACGAAUCACUAUGGCGGCAGCUGCUACGCGUCGCGCGACGACCGCGACGACCGCCGGUGCAGCGAUGGCCAGCUCCGCGUGCGUGGCACGCGCAACAUCUACCUCGGCGACGCUAGCGUCAUGAAGGAAGGGACGGUCAAUCCAUGCGGGUGGGUCAUGUACGUCGGGUACCAAGCAGCCGUCAACAUUCGAGCUCAGUGGGGUACACCCAUGCCGCUGACAUCUGCGCCCUUGACGCCGUCGGCAGCAGCGUCAUUCGCAUUUGUCAGCACCAGCGUACUGACGCUGUGGUCGCUAGGGGCGGUAUAUUAACCUAACAAGUGGUAUAUCAGCGUGUA
Saprolegnia diclina VS20 is the source of this 1817-nucleotide messenger RNA. RefSeq lists its product as hypothetical. The transcript has a single exon. Gene Ontology annotation, molecular function: oxidoreductase activity, acting on CH-OH group of donors; flavin adenine dinucleotide binding. NCBI's taxonomy places the organism in Eukaryota, Oomycota, Saprolegniomycetes, Saprolegniales, Saprolegniaceae. The coding region runs from base 28 to 1791 and encodes 587 amino acids. The record is from RefSeq and is a predicted model, not a curated record.